This is a messenger RNA of Chara braunii, 4309 nucleotides long. Lineage: Eukaryota; Viridiplantae; Streptophyta; Charophyceae; Charales; Characeae. The record is from the annotation of a GenBank genome assembly.
CAAGGACAGUUCAGGUCAGUGGCUCAGGAAGGAUCAGGGGGGAUCUUUAUUCAGGUCAGUGUGUUGUACUGGUGAAGUUUAUGACAUGCUUGGUAUUACGGAGUGGCGCGAAUUCUCCUUGGAGUAGUUUUGCCCUCUGGUUCUGUUUCAGGAGGACUUGCUGCACACAAGUGCUGUCCGGUGCUUGCCUAUGCUGACCAGCCUGAUCGGUGGUAGGGGGGUUGCCAUGCACCCACGAGCGACUUCACUGUAUGCUUUAUGUGGGUUCAGGAAAUUUGACCCCUCCUCAGUCUGCCGCGUCUCCUAUCUCAGCCGCGCUAGUCUUAAGAACAGAUGACUUGCUUGUGCUCAGAAGGAGUAGGCAAGCGAAGUUGCGAGUGCACUAACUGUAAUGUAGUUUGUGUCUUUCAGGGAGGGAGAGGAGGAAGAGGAGGUGGAGCAGGAGGGAGAAAUGAAAGGACAAUCAAGUGGAGGAGGGUGAAGAAAAAUAGUACGAGGGAUGUUGGAAGAAAAGUAUAUUAGGAGGAAAUACAGGAGGAGGAGGAGGAGGAGGAGGAGGAGGAGGCUACACAUAUGUUGCGGAGACUGCAGGUCUCUGCAGGUCUUUGCGGGGCUCAUCGGGAGCAGGUUCUUCGCGUGUUUUUGGAUAUAUUGCUGCUUUUCUCCCUUACACGGUGUUUCGCCCUUGUGAUGUUUCAGCAAUGUCUGAAUAUUUUAUAGGUUGUUUAACUUGUUACCAUCCAGCCGCAGUGGUAGGAGAACGAGGUGGCGGCGGCGGAGGCGGCGGAGGCGGCGGAGGCAGAUAUGUGGAGAGACUACAGGUCAAUCUCUAUAGGCUCAGUGACAUCAGUCACUCUUUUAUUGGUGCUUUCUUUGCCCCGCUUAAGCGGUGUGUCAGCUUCUUCUCAGUAUGAGGCAAUGUUUGGGUAUUCUAGAGGUGUUCUUGUGCUUGUGUGACAGUCACGCGGGCAACGGCAGGUAAGUGCUUCAAACUGCUUCCAUUCUUUAUAUUGUUUCGUGUUCGUCAUUGUACUUUUCGACAUAUGUUUUCUCCUACUGUCACGUAAUUGCAAUGUGCAGCAGUGUUUUUUAUUUUUAUUUUUUUUAUUUUAGGGUGUUCAUCUGAAGGUACCGUCGCUAUACCGAUACUCAGGUGCACGAUCUGGCACCGGGCAACAUGCGAUGUAUGUUUUCGCUUCCCCUUGUGGCUGUGGAGCUCAGGGUUUGAACUCUGAACAUGCUUCAAAUGAGAAGCCGGAAGGUGGACAUACCCGACACGUAGAUUCUAGGAUCAGGCAUUUGCAUAAGAUGGAAAACUCCAGCCAUUUUUUUGGCUGGGCUGAGCAUUCUUGGCUUGUUAUUAAUAGAGUUUAAAAGAUAUAAUCAGGACCAGCUGAGGAGCGUAAGGCGAAGAGUUUAAAAAGAGGGUUUGAUGUGUGCGAUUGUCGUCAUGGAACUGGGCAGAGUGUGAGUGUGAUCUGCAUCGGGAGGUGGAAACGAACAACAGAAGAGAGGUGGGAGAUCGACAAGACCGAUACACACGUUCCUGACCGAAUUCCAUUUGCGUCAGAAGAUCCAGGCAUCAGAGCGUGUCGACCGAGCAGUGGUGAGGUUUAUUAUGGAAACUGAGUGCCAAUGCUUUGGUCCCACGCACUGGACGAUAAAGUCAAACCGCCAAUUCCGUUUCCAAGCUAUUCGGUUUGCACACGGCGGGUCAACAGGCGCUUGGCGUAUGGGACCAGAAUGGCUCGGAGACGCCUGGCUAAAGGAAAACAUUUUGCCUCCAUGCCGGUUCAUUUCUCGUUUUACGGCUGCGGCGGUAAUCUGGGUCGGGAGAAAGAGGCUCAGAGGGACUGGUGUUUUAAGGUGGAGAGAUGGGAGGCAAACGAUUGCAGUGGAUGUAACUGCUGCACCACAUCCAGGGACCCCCCCGCAUGUCGAAGCACGCAAACUUGUGACUUAAGAGCGGUGACGAUGUUUGUCACUGGGACCGUGCCGACCGCUGGAACCGAGUGCCGACCGCUGGUCUCAUUCAACGAAGCGGUGGUUUUGAUGAUAAAGUUAAGGCGAAGUACAGGGAGGUGGAGUGGGCGUGACAGUCGUGACUGCUGCAGCGGCAGAUCCGGGAACCAGCGUGUCAAGCAUCUGAGUCAGUCGGAGCAGCGGUUAUGUUUGUUAGGUUACUGGAGCUGUGGGUUGGGCCUGCAGCGAGUGGACAGCAAAUCACAGCCGGAGAGCUGGACGGCGAAAGACGUCAAUGGGUGCAGCUGUCCUGGCAUGCAUCACCAGCCAACCGACAUGAUUACAUGUGGGUUGAGUAGUCUGUGCUUGCCCUGAUACCUGACGACUUGUCAAUGGACACAGCUUGCGGCCCUUGGUAGCACUGUUAGUCCGUCUGAAUGGCUGCCGACCGUUCCCUGUGUUGGUGCAAUUGGGACUAUGGGGCCUCUGCAGGACUGGCCAAGAAGUAUGGAUCAGGAUAAAUGGGAAAAAAAAAAAAAAAAAAAAAAAAAAGGGAUGACUGACCAGUCAGCACGAGGAGCUUCUGACAGUGUUAUCUGACAAAAGAAGAAAGAGUGUCCGAUAACAUUUCCGUUUCUGCUGAAACGCGGUACUACCCUUUUUUGCAGCGGAUGGUUGGAGUUGUGGGGUUCUGUAACUUUUGUUUGAUUUGUGCAUAAGUGCAGGUUCGUCGUUGGCACAGGAAGAACACGAUGUGUGUCGAGGUGACCGUAUGACGAUUGUCGGCUGCCUCUUUCGAGUCUUUUUCAAUGUGUGUCCUCUUUCUUACCGUUCGUUUCCUGGAGCAUUCAUUUUUUUUUCCUUCUUUUUUCGCAUUCGCAAAAUUUAGGAAGCAGCCUAGAUUUACAAAUGUCUUUUGCAAGUAUGAAGCAAAAUGAUCGUCGACUCUGUUGCGUUGACGUGGGUGAGAUUGAUUCCGUGCGCCGAUUGGACCGAUGCCUUACGUCGCAUCCAUCCAUCCAUCCAGGUUCUUUUUGUUGUAGGGAGGAGUAAUCCCAACUUUGGACUGUGUUUGUGAAGAGAAUGUCGUCAUUGUGAUGAUAAGAGAAGUUACAUAACUGUGCAGGCUGUGCAGCUUGUGGAGAACGAAAAGCGAUUGACACUUUGUCAAUCGUGGAGCAUUCCUUAGGAACAUAAAAGGGAACACGCGUUCUACACAGUUUGUUCCUGAUUACUCUCGGAAUAGAGAGAGGGACGUCAAGGGCGUGCGCGAUAAAGCGAGUCCAGGGAGGCUUAGGAGCCCUAGGAGGAGGCUUAAGGUCAUCGCUGGGUAAACUACAACUGAAGCUAACCAGCUGUUCUGUCUGUUCAUUUGACAGCGAAUCCCCCUCUCCCCACUUUGCUUUCCUCCCCCACACCCAUGCCGCCAUCUCCUCUCAUCCCCUCCAACACCCCCCCCCCCCCCCCCCCCCCCCCCCCCCCCCCCCCCCCCCCCCCUUCCCUCCACGCCUUCUUAACUCCCCAACCCCAUGAAUCCCCGCCAUCUCCUCUCGUCAUCUUCCGCCCCCCUCCCAACUUUUCUCAAUCCGCCAACCCCAUGAAUCCCCGCAUGGUAUGUAUAGGAUUGUAAAUAAGUCUAAGUACGUCUGUAAAGACUGUAAGAGUUAUCGAUGUUUGGCGAUUUGUUUCGGGCCGAGAAGGGUGUCUUCCGCAGGAAAGCUUAUAUCUCUUCUUCUUCUUCUUCUUCUGCUUCUUCUUCUCUUCUUCUUCUUCUUCUUCUUCUUCUUCUUCUGCUUCUGCUUUUUUUUUUUUUUUUUUUUUUAAUCUCUUCUUGACCUGGAUUGUUGGCAAUAGAGAGAAUGAGUGGGAGGUGAAGGUGGCUGGUGGACGGAUCGGCCUAAUUUGAUUUGGAGUUUGUACUUUGAACCCUUCAGUAGUGAUCUGUUUCAUAGCUUUGUACAAGAACAAACUAGUCUAUGAGGUCUUCUCAUUCCUAAUAAUAGUGAGUUUGUGUCGUUGGUGGCCAGACUUGGCUGGAAGUCAUGUGUCGUUGGUGGGCAGACUCGGCUGAAAGUCGUGACCAUGCAUCUGAAGUUUUCUGAACUGGCAAGGCUCUUCCUUGUCGUGCGGACGUCGUACUUUGCGUCAGACGGUUUCCGUUGAGGAAGGGCUGUUAUUCGCUCUCUUGUCGGUGUGUAAAAGGAUUAGGAGUGCACUUUGCCACUUUCCCAAUUGUUGGGAGUUUUUUUCUGCAUUUCUUUGCGUCAAAUGACGCAGGUCUUUAGCUAGAUUCUGAGCACAUCUGCUUUAAAUCACAGUCGCUUUGUGUCAGAUUGUCACAGAAUUG